This is a messenger RNA of Centropristis striata (black sea bass), 1763 nucleotides long. RefSeq names its product G-protein coupled receptor 4-like. Gene Ontology annotation, molecular function: G protein-coupled receptor activity. Lineage: Eukaryota; Metazoa; Chordata; Actinopteri; Perciformes; Serranidae. The coding region runs from base 1 to 975 and encodes 324 amino acids. The record is from RefSeq and is a predicted model, not a curated record. Gene Ontology annotation, cellular component: membrane. Gene Ontology annotation, biological process: G protein-coupled receptor signaling pathway. The transcript is spliced from 3 exons.
AUGGACAACAGCCUUAAUGACACAACCAGCAUCUACUCUGACUAUGGCAACUACGGCAACUACACUGACUAUAGCAACCGUUUUUGGUACACUUCCCUUUAUGGUGGUCGCGGUUAUGGUGAAGUUGCGUUCAUCCACUUUGUGUUGACAUGCUUACUCAUUUGUCUCGGCCUUCCUUUGACCUUUGGGGCCAUCUAUGGUCUCUAUUCUCUGGUGAAGAAUGGUGAAGUUGCCCCUAUCUACGUCAUCAACCUUCUCAUCUCUGACAUCAUUCAGUUCUGCUGCUUCAUUGUUGAGGUGGCACAGCCGAAGAACACAUACAAGUACUUUUCUGAGUAUGGGGAGAUAAUGGAUGUCUUCUACUAUAUUUACGACUACAGUGUGUUGGCCAGUGUUGGCUUCAUGGUGUGCAUCGCUCUGGAAAGGUAUUUGGUCAUCGUCCAUCCACUGUGGUACCGCUGCAGACGAACCAUCAAGACCUCUGUGCUGAUCUGUGUCCUGGUCUGGAUCCUCCCUGUUGUCCCUCUCCUCAUUCAGUGUUUCUGUGAUAGCAGUGUCUCCUUAGUCGUUUACACCAUCUCGGAGCUCCUUCCUUUACCGCUGAUCAUAUUCUUCCUGGCUGCGACCCUCAAAGCCCUGUAUGCUUCCAUCUCGGUCCCAGCUGACGAAAAACAACGAAUUGCAGGAAUGUUGAUCCUGGUGCUGCUGAUUUAUCUGCUGCUGUUCCUGCCCGGCAUUCUUAUGUUAGUGUUCUGGUACGAUUUCAUUUUCAACUCAAAUGCAGACAGCUACCCACAUCUUGAACGUCUCCUCGACCUGUCUCCUAUGUUUCUUAAGUUGAGUCCUCUGGCAGACUUAGUUCUGUAUAUGAUACUAAGGAAAGGGACCAUACGCCAGCUUUUGGCCUGUGUGAGUCACAGCAGAACAGACGGCAAUGAAAUCAACACUGUAACUGUGGAAAUGUCUGUAGAUUAGUGAUGGGAAUUUCAGCUCUUUUUAGUGUGCCGGAUCAUUUGGCUUAGCUCACCAAGAAGUGCUCUUUUGGCUCCCAAAUGGCUCUUCAUUUUACCACUUAUACCUUUUUUAAUUCAGCCAAAUUUAGCGCUGUUUUGACUUGUGAUUUGUAUUUAAACACAUUUAUCAAAGAAAUACAGCAAUCAAGUAAAUGUGCUUUGUUAAGGCCAACUACUGACAUCUGGACAAAAAAACAAACAAAAUGUUUUUGGUAAAGCUUAAAAAUAAUAAUAAAUAAACAACAUAAUAAAAAGAAAUAUAAUACAAUGUGCCAAACAGCAGCAUCCAACAGUUUUAGGUGUCUCUAUGAACUAAUCACCAUCAUCUAUAUAACUGUUACUUUUUCAGGGCAGAUUGGCAUUGAGGAACACCAAGUGCCUCAUCUUAGAGGGGCUGAUCCGCUUUCUUCUCUUUGUUAUAUUAUAUUAUAUUAUAUUAUAUUAUUUCUGUCAUUGUCACUGUCUCAGUGCUGCCACCCCCGCCCCUCCCUGCUUGGUGGUAUGAUCCAUGUCAAUCCUCACAUGAUUGGUUCGCACGUGACACCCGUAGUCAGUGUCCGCAGCACCUACAGGUACUUUUCCUAACAACAAAAGUAAAAAAAAGAAAAGAAAGAAGAACGGCUCUUUGAACCGGCUCGUUCGCCACUGACACAUCACUACUGCAGAGAGAAAUGGAGAGUAAACAGAAGAACUAUAGAAAAAUAGAAAGAAGACAUACAUAGACAGAUUGUGUCUUCUACUGAAGCUUUG